GGAAAUGGUGACGUCAUCCACCAUGAGACCUGCGGCGGAGCUUGCUAACAGGAUCGGCCGCGAGCUUCUCAAGGUCUCUUCAACCUCUCGGACAUGGACUCCAACGAUGGAACAUACUCUCCACAGUCUCGGCUUCCGUCACUCAAUAAGCCCUACUCUCGUCUCUCGAGUCAUCGACCCUUUCCUCCUAAACCACCAUUCCUUAGCUCUCGGGUUCUUCAAUUGGGCCGCCCAGCAACCCGGUUACACCCACGACUCCAUCUCUUACCACUCCAUCUUCAAAACCCUCUCCCUCUCUCGUCAAUUCUCCGCAAUGGACGCUCUCUUCAAACAGGUCAAAACCCAGAGAAUCCUCCUCGAUUCCUCAGUGUAUCGCUCCCUCAUCGACGCGCUUAUAUUAGGGAAGAAAGCUCAGAGCGCGUUUUGGGUUUUGGAAGAAGCUCUCUCGACGGGUCAGGAGAUGAAUCACGAUGUGUGUAACCGUCUAUUGGCUGCGUUAACGUCUGAUGGGUGUUUUGAUUAUGCGCAGAAACUGUUCGUUAAAAUGCGUGAGAGAGGUUUAUCUUUCAAUACACUUGGAUUUGGUGUGUAUAUAGGAAGCUUUUGUAGAAGUUGUGAUACGGGUGAGCUCUUGAGACUUGUGGGUGAGGUUAAAAAGAGUAACUUUAACAUCAAUGGAUCCAUUAUUGCGCUUUUGAUUCUUCAUGGUCUUUGUAAAUGUUCGAGAGAGAUGGAUGCUUUUUAUAUUUUGGAAGAGCUGAGAAACAUUGAUUGCAAACCGGAUUUUAUGGCUUAUAGAGUCGUGUCUGAAGCGUUUGUAGUGACUGGGAAUCUGUAUGAGAGACGGGUUGUUUUGAAGAAAAAGAGAAAGCUUGGAGUAGCACCUAGGAGCAGUGAUUACAGAGAAUUUAUAUUGGAUUUGAUCUCUGCUAAACGUUUGAUGGAGGCUAAGGAAGUGGCUGAGGUGAUUGUGAAUGGAAACUUCCCCAUUGAUAAUGAUAUCUUAGACGCGUUAAUCGGAUCUGUCUCUGCGGUUGAUCCAGAUUCUGCUGUUGGAUUCUUGAAUUUCAUGGUGGUAAACACAGGGAAAAUGCCUGCAAUUCGGACUCUGAGCAAGUUGAGUAAGAAUCUUUGCAGGCAGGACAAGAGCGACCUUCUGGUUAAGGCUUAUGAGGUUUUGUCAAGCGGAGGCUAUUUUUCAGACCCUGAGAGUUACAGUCUGAUGAUAACGUUCUUGUGCAAGGCCGGGAGAGUUAGAGAAGGUUACAGUGCUCUGCACGAAAUGAAGAAGAAAGGGCUUGAUCCAGACGUUUCACUCUAUAACGCUCUCAUUGAAGCUUGUUGCAAAGAGGAAAUGAUCCGUCCAGCGAAGAAACUGUGGGAUGAGAUGUUCGUAGAGGGAUGCAGAAUGAAUCUGACGACUUAUAAUGUACUUAUCAAGAAAUUGUCAGAGGAAGGGGAAGUAGAUGAGUCGUUGAGGCUGUUUAAGAAGAUGGUUGAGAAAGAGAUAGAACCAGAUGAAACAAUCUAUACGUCUCUUAUUGAAGGUCUAUGCAAGGAUACAAAACUUGAAGAUGCUUUGGAAGUCUUCAGAAAGUGUAUGGAGAAGGAUAAAACAGUUGCGAGAAGGGUAUUGAUCACGUUUGUUUUAAAACUAUGCAGCAACGGCCAUUUUGGUGAGGCUUCUCAGCUGCUGCGCGAGAGAGAACAUUUGGACCACACAGGUGCACAUGUAGUGUUGCUGAAGUGUGUGGCUGAUGCGAAAGAGGUAGAGAUUGGAAUCAAACAUAUGAAAUGGAUCAAAGAGGUGUCGCCGUCUCGUGUUCACACCAUUUGUUCUGACUUGUCGGCGUCUUUCUGUUCAUCAUCUGAUCCUGAUUCCAUUCUUCCGUUCAUUCGUGCACUUGAGCACACAUAAUUACACCAAUAAACAUUACAUGUCUAUGUAAGGGAAGAAAUACUGUGAAGCUAUUGGAUCCGCAUUCAAGUGCACUAAUUAUAAUAUGCAGAUAAGCAUAAGUCACAUCAAAGUGGAUCAACUGACCCCAACAAAACUGGUGACCAAUACGGGUCCUAGCAGUCUCGUAACCCAAAGACCUAAAAGGAGAAUAGGAGAAUAGGCGG
Eruca vesicaria subsp. sativa (arugula) is the source of this 2124-nucleotide messenger RNA. Lineage: Eukaryota; Viridiplantae; Streptophyta; Magnoliopsida; Brassicales; Brassicaceae. The record is from the annotation of a GenBank genome assembly.